UUAUUGUUCUACCAGGAAGUCGUACAGGUAACUCGUACAGGUGGACAAGUCUCUUGGGAAUUCUAGGACCUAUAUAGUUAUAUGUCAUACUGGGAUUUAAAAAGUUCAAUAUCUAGCUUGCAUUUCAGUAAAGGAUGGUAACUUCUCGGUUGAAUUUGAAUCAGGAUGAUGGAGUACAAUUUCUACCUUGAAUUUGGAAUAUUGAGUGUCGCCAAACACCACAUGGUCGCAACACUGUGAAACUAUUUGAGGACUAUGUUAAGAAGCCUGGAAACUCAUGUAACAAAAUUGAAAAAGUCAUUGGAGAGCAUGGAGCGUCCCGAUGCAUUGGAUGUUUUGCUGGAUGCAAUACCAGAAAUUGAAAGAAAAUACACUGCUGCUAUAAGGAACAGGAGGCCGAGAGUGAAGAUUGAACCUGGAGAAAACUCUUACAACUUUGCCUCUGGUUGUUGUGCUGGGAGUUGUGGAAGCUCUUCUGUAGCGAAUUCCGCGAUUUCCCAGCACCACAACAUGAACGUGUGUCCCAAUCAGUACUUUAACUCUCAGGGCUGCCCUGACAUGUCUUCGCACUCGUUGCAUGUCACCAAGGAACUUAACACCAUGCCUCAUAAUUAUCAGUCUUACAGCUCAACAGAAAGUGUACCACAUUCUGGGGUCCAUCUAUCUAAUUCCUCCCAGUACAUGUCAUCUUACACUGAUUCGAGUGUCACAGAUGAGAGUAUGGAGGUAAACAUUGACGUGGCUGAUCGCUACGUCCAUGACAGUAUCCAGAGUGAAGCAGAAUCAAAUUCAAUGGGUUGGUCACAUGACGAGAAGGCUGCCCUACCUAGAACCAUAUUCAAGGCCACACACUAUCUUCCAUCCCUCAGUCGAGUCCCGCCAUUGCUCAACUAUAAUGACAUGCAGGUAGGUAACGAGGAAGUGGUGGAGACUUCAGAACGUAUGACAGGACAUACUCCUGCUCAAUUUGGUCGACAAGUGUCGGAGGAAAUGAAUACAAACCAGCCUUUAGUUGACCCACAGGGAAUGCCAGCACGAUCUAGUGCUAACCUUGGACUUAAUUUACAGGUUCGCCCAAUGAAAGGACAACAUACUCCAGCGGACAAAAAGAAAUUCUGUAGUCCAAGUCCAACUACUCAUGGGAAUCCUCUCGCAAAACUGCAACAGUUUACAAACUCUGAAUCCUAUAUGCCUAAUGAGGAAUACAAUUCAAUCAUGGCUGCCAAAAACCGUGAGGAGAUGCUUUAUAAUCGCAGUAAUUUAGAGGAAGUGCAAUGCCGCCUUCGUGGUGGUAGUGACCAGGGUGUAGUUCAUAGAGACCCACAUACGGAAGAGGAUUUUCGAAGGAUAUUCAAUUUUAAUGGAGGGAUCAGAAACCAUCGAGGUAUGCUUGACCAACAGCAACAGCUUCAAAAUCAACGUAUUGCAAAGGAAAAGUCUGCUGCGAAUAAAGAACCCCCAAAAACAUUCCCACGAGCCAAAUCAACGAUGCAUUGUAUAUCAGCAGUCGGGGGAGCACAAGGCAACCAGCCCUUGGAAUGUAUGUCAGGGCUCACGAAGUCAAAGUCCAUGCCUGACGAUAUGAAACCUGUGGAGUACCAGAGAAAAAACUUCUGGCAUAUCAAGGUGUUUGUGACAUACUCCAACGACAGUAAACGCCACAUCCAGAGAGUACUCAACCUGUGUCGCUGUCUGGAGAAGAACGGUUUCACAUGCUGUAUGGAUGUUUAUGAUCACAAGAUGAUUGAUAGCAUUGACAAAAUUGAGUGGUGUAACCAGCGGUUUUCUGAGGCUGACUUUGUACUAGUGUGUGUGUCCCCUAAUUACCUGACAGAGGCUACUUGUGUUGUGGAGAACAACGAGAGUGCUCUUCAUACUGCAUAUAUCUAUCAGCUCAUGGAAAGUGAGAUUCAAAAUGGUGGUGCAGACAUAGAGACAAGGUUUAUCCCAGUCAUGUUUGAUGGGGCUCGCCCCGAGGAUAUUCCAAAGGUAAUGCAUCACAGACUCUGCUAUCUCUGGCCUAAACAGUACCGUGAUCUGUUGUGGUACCUCACCAAGCCGGAGACUCGCACGAAGACCAAAGCCAGUAAUUAUGUGGAACAGUGUCCCAGAUCACCGAAGUCACCUAACAUCCCCACAUGAACACCUUAAUUCUGACACCGUUUUCUGUAGGUUUGUAGGUGACAGUGCCCUGUGUGAGGAAAACAUCUGUGUUGGACAACAUCUGUGGUGCAAAACACCUGGAGUUUAUUUAAGAGGAAUAGUGUUCAAAGUGUAUACAGUAAAACUCGGAUAAGUCGAAGUCGACGGGACCGAGCAAAAUAUUCGACUUAUCCGAUGGUUCGACUUAUCCGUGUCCGUUUGUAUAUGGAGACAAAACACCCGACUAUCAUCAUUUGUAUGCAUGCAGAACUGGUGCUUGAUAACAUAGUCGAAAAUAAGCAAUAAAUGAUAACAAAGAAAUUAAUUAAUUGUACAUGAUAACACUUAUUCCUUUAUCUAAUAAACAAUAUUGUGCACAGUUACGGAUCAAAACAAAAUUCAUGCGUAAAAUCAUCUUUGACAUAGAUACGCGAUUUACACACGGGAGUCGUACAAUGACAGCAUAAUAUUUUACGAAAACGAUGAUACAUUAUAAGAAUAUAAAUGUAUACAGUGUACUCAUAUUAUUUAUCUUAAAAUCCAUUUAUAUUGUUUUACAAUUUAACAAUAUGAAUUUAAACAAUAAACAGUUCAGGAAAAUUUGAUCGACCGUACGCAUGCUGAUUUUGUAUCAAAGGUGAAGGCCGCGGCCAGUGUUUAUCAGCUGCAUGAUCAUGCAUUGCCACGAUCUUUUGAAUAGAGUUAAAAAACAUCCCGCAUAUCAUUGUUACUAUUGCAUCGUCGCAUGCAGAAUUUAGGCAUAUCUAAAUAAAUCAAUGACAUACAA
Molecule: messenger RNA, 2929 nt
Organism: Pecten maximus
Lineage: Eukaryota; Metazoa; Mollusca; Bivalvia; Pectinida; Pectinidae
Exons: 5
Coding region: 256-2142 (628 amino acids)
Biological process (GO): positive regulation of canonical NF-kappaB signal transduction; humoral immune response
Source: RefSeq, a predicted model, not a curated record